GUUGAACCGGGCGGGUGGGCGAUGCUGAAUUGGAAAUGGCCGGGCUAGGGUUUAGCGACCCCUGUCUUAGGGUUUUCUGCUGCGCUCUGUGUGAGAUGAGAAACUUCUUGUGUUAAUCUCAUCGCUUCAGAGACUCCUCUCUGUCUCUGCUAUCACACAUUUAAUUAUUAUUUAUUUUUUUCUAAUGACAAUUGCAAUGAUUUGGUAAUUGUAACGACAUGAAGAUCCUCUGUCAAUUUCUGUAGUUGUUUUCAGACUUUCUAAGAUGCUAACUUGGUGUAUGGGAGCUAUGAGGGUAUUAUACAAUGGAUGUGAGGAACAGGAAAAGAAGAGUUGGAAAAUGUGGUGUUUGAGGAAGAUGGUAAAUUUGGAUGAUGCUGAAUUUCCUUAUAUUUUGAGAAUGGCCUUGAGCUGUGACUGAGAGUAUUUAUUCAUGAAGGACUGAAUUUGACAGCAAACUCUCAAAGGGUUAAUGGUUUCAAAAUCUGGUAGAUAAUUUUCUCUUUAAUGAUUACGGAAACUCUCAGUUCACUUUUGCAUCACUGCUCCAAAACCAAGGCACUUCGUUGUGGUCUUUCCCUUCAUGCUGCCGUUUUGAAGACAGGCACACAAUCAGAUGUUUUUAUGUCCAACCAUGUUCUCAACAUGUAUGCCAAGUGUGGACACACUACCUUUGCUCGUCAAGUGUUUGAUGAAAUGUUUGAAAAAAACCUUGUCUCUUGGUCAGCUAUGAUCUCUGGCUAUGACCAGGCUGGGGAGCCUCAGAUGGCAAUUGACCUGUAUUCCCAAAUGUUCCUUGUUCCAAAUGAAUAUGUCUUUGCAAGUGUUAUUAGUGCCUGUGCCAGCCUCUCAGCUGUGACUCUAGGGCAAAAGAUUCAUUCUCGAUCAUUGAAGUUUGGCUAUGAAUCCAUCUCUUUUGUCUCCAACUCGCUUAUCUCUAUGUAUAUGAAAUGUAAUCAAUGUAGUGAUGCCUUAUCAGUCUUCACUAAUACUCCUGAACCAAAUUGUGUCUCCUACAAUGCACUAAUUACUGGAUUUGUGGAAAACCAGCAACUGGAAAGAGGGCUUGAAUUUUUCAAACUUAUGCGCCAACAAGGUCUCAUUCCAGACCGUUUUGCUUUCAUGGGAGUUUUGGGGAUUUGCACCACUACAGAGAAUUUGAAGAGAGGAGCAGAAUUGCAUUGCCAGACAGUCAAACUUAAUCUUGACUCCACCCCUUUUAUUGGCAAUGUGAUAAUAACAAUGUAUUCAGAGUUAAAUCUAAUACAAGAAGCAGAGAAGGCCUUUAGAUUGAUUGAAGAGAAAGAUGUGAUUUCAUGGAACACCCUUAUUGCUGCUUGUUCUCAUUGUGAUGAUCAUGCAAAGGGCUUGAGAGUUUUCAAGCACAUGACAGAAGAAACUAAUGUAAGGCCUGAUGACUUCACUUUUACCAGUGCCCUUGCUGCCUGUGCAGGGCUUGCUUCAAUGAGCCAUGGUAAGCAGAUACAUGCUCAUCUAAUGAGAACGAGGCUGUAUCAGGAUCUGGGAGUUGGCAAUGCACUUGUGAACAUGUAUGCUAAAUGUGGUUGUAUUGGCUAUGCAUAUGAUAUAUUCAGCAAAAUGGUCCAUCACAAUCUUGUCUCAUGGAACACCAUAAUUGCUGGAUUUGGAAAUCAUGGGCUUGGGGAGAGAGCUGUAGAACUUUUUGAGCAGAUGAAUGCAAGUGGGAUAAGGCCAGAUUCAGUUACAUUUAUUGGACUUCUAACAGCUUGCAAUCAUGCAGGGCUAGUAGAUAAGGGGCAAUUAUACUUCAAUUCUAUGGAAGAAACUUACGGAAUUGCCCCUGACAUAGAGCAUUUCUCUUGUCUUAUUGAUAUGCUGGGACGGGCUGGGAGAUUAAAUGAGGCAGAAGAGUACAUGAGGAAAUUCCCUUUCUGGAAUGAUCCAGUUGUUCUAGUGAGCUUGCUUUCUGCUAGCCGUCUGCAUGGAGAUGUUGUAAUUGGGGAGCGUUUGGCUAAAUGGCUUCUAAAACUUCAGCCUGUGACUACUUCUCCUUAUGUAUUAUUAUCAAACUUGUAUGCUUCAGAUGGGAUGUGGGACAGUGUUGCAGAGGCAAGGAAGAGGUUGAAGGGUAGUGGUUUGAAGAAGGAGCCUGGCCAUAGUCUGAUUGAAGUGAAUGGAAGUGUAGAAAAGUUUACAAUAGGGGAUUUUACUCACUUGAGGAUUAAAGAGAUAAAGGGCAUACUCAAAACUUUGAGCUGGGCAGUAGGUGAAGUUACUUUAUACAAUUAAUCUUUCAGAAAAAGUUCUAUGAUCAACUGCAGAGACACGGAGUUCACACUUUGAUGUGGACAGGUGGUGUGAAGAAAGGAAGAGUCUCUGAAAUAUUGAUACAAGGUCAUAACUAUAUUGGAUCCAACUUUUGGCUUACCAAGAGGCUGUGAUUAAUUGCUGUCUGAUCUCCUGCCAUUGGCCCGCAUUUUCUUAUGAGUGAUUUCUUAGACUUCCAUUUUCAAUCUGUGACAGAAACUUAGAAAUCCACUCAUAAAAGGUGUAUUCACUAUUCAAUGAGUCGGAUGGCAAUUUUAUUUGGCAAAUAUAUGCAUUGCAGGGAAUGGCCUGGAAGCAUUGCAAAGCUUACUUGCUGGGUAUGCAAAGCGCCCUUAAUGUUUCUGGGAAAGCAGAAUUUGAAGAGAUCUUGUCAAGAGGAGAGGUGUGUUGGAGACAAAUAUCCAUCAUGAAAUUGACCAAGGGGAAUGUAGUUUACAAGCUUUUCCAGAGGUUGGCUAAUGGUUAAAGGAGGAAGUUUAUUAAAUCCAUUCAAGCCACAGAUGUAUCUGGUUUGUUGACCGGGAAAAUAUUCUUAGAAGAUUUUAGGUUUCUUCAGCUGUCACUACAACAGCAGGAAGGGAGAGAGCUGUUGGAUUGAGGGUUUAGAGUGAUCUCCUCUUCAGAGGUCUAUGUGGUUAGGGUGCCCCUUCUUCUUCUGAGGAAAUUUGGGAGGCUGCUCCUCCAGAUGAGUGGGGGACAUCCCAGUCUUAAUGGUUUUUGUCUAGCAUUUGACAGAUAUUGCCUAAGAUAGAGAGAAGAUCUUAAUGAAAAUACUUGGUCGAUGCUAUGGCAGUGGGUUCAUCAACAAGCACUGAUACAACUUUCAUUGUCCUUGUUCUUAAGAAAGCCACUAUUGAUGGAGUGAAGAAGUUCAAGCUCACAAGCUUGGUUAUUAGUCUUUUGUAAGUUCAUUGUUAAGGUACUGUCCUUGUGCAGUCAAGAAGUGCUUCAUGAGAUCAUUUCCUCUUCCUAGGAAGGUUUGCUCAAGGGUAGACAAAUACUGGACAUUGUGUUGCUAGCUAAUGAGAUGGUAAUUGGAAAGUUACAUUGUGUUGAUAGCUAAUGAGAGAUGAGAAUAAGAUACCAAGAAAAUCAGUGGUAAUGUUAAUUGGGACUAUUUGGUUUUGCUACGUGAAAUGAUGGGUUUUGGGCAGAAAUGCAUUAAUUGAAUAGAGUGUGAAAUGACUGGUUUUGGUAAAAAAUAAAUGGAUUAGUUGGAUAUGUCUCUUGUUUGAUUCUCUAUUUUGGUUAAUGACACACCAAUUAGUUUGUUCCAGAAUCUCCUAAGAUAAGGACUUCACUGGAGUGUUGUUGAGUUUCUCACCUUGGGUAUGGCUAUGAAUGUCACCUUUCCCUUCAGCACUUGAUGUUUGCAGCUGUUACACAAACUGCAAGGUGGACAAAGAACAAGUUUUGUUUCUUAGUUGUGUCCUUUGGUUCUUUGGAGUUGUCUUGAAUUAAAAGUUAAUUUACACAUAGUAUGUACAUCCAGUAGGGCUACUUAAUUAAAAGUUAAUUAAGGAUGCAGCAUAUUGAACUUAUUCAUCUACUUGAUGCCCACCUUUGUAAUGCCAAGGGUAAUUCAGAACAGGCUUGGUAAGCUCUAGAGAGACUUUUUGGGGUUGGGUUGGGAAGGAACAAAUUUAAAUCCCUUUUGGUUAAUUGGUGGUCAUUUGCUCUUUGAAGGAUGAGGGUGGUGUUGGGAUUAGAAGUCUUACUACUUUUAACAAGUUAGGCUAGUGGCUUGGGAGAUUGCAGUUACAAAUGAUGAAGUUCUUCUUGGAAAGCAUUUUGCAAUGGAGGUGAAAGGGAGGAUAAGUUGGUAAGACAUCUAUUUAAGAGGGGUUGGUUCUGUGUUAAAUGUUAUUGCAAGGCACAUUCUACAGGGCACAUCUCUUUCCUCAUAUUGGUGGUAUUAACUUCUGGUGCUCCUUUUAAGGGUGUUUUUAUUGUUGUUGUUUCAGCAGCAGUAUGGGUGAGAAUCCCUAUUUAUCCACUGGCUGAUGAGAGGGGGAAAGUAUCUUCUUCAAAUGGUGCAGCAGGUUUAACCAAAGUGAGGGGAUGAUUUACCACCUUCUUACCCAUUGCUCAGUUUCUCAUACCUUAUGGCCCUUUGUUUUCCAUCUUUUGGGUUUGCAUGGUCCACCCUUACUCAGUAAAGAAUAGAGUUAGCUGGCCGACUGUUCCAUAACAAAAAGCAGGAAAGUGUGAAGAACUGUCCCUUUGAGCUUAUUUUAGUUGGUUUUGAGGCAUGGAACUAUUGGAGUUGAAACUGAAAAGUAUCUUUCUUGAGUAUUUGUUUGUUUGCUUGAGGGAAUCUGUAGGGAAGGGGAGGCCUAAGGCCCUUUGUAUUGCUUCUUUCCUUUUCUGCCUCUUUUGUGUACUGCUAGUAAACUUCUGUGUAUUAUUAGGAUGAUGUCCCCCUGCUUUAGGUGUUUUCUAGUAUCUUUUCUAUUUCUUCCUGUAAAAAAGGGGCCAUGCUUAAGCUUCCAUAUGCUAAUUAUGUUUUUCACAAAGUGGGCUGAACAUUGCUCUAAUACCUUAGCGUUUGCAUGUUUGCAAGGAUUCUUCUCCCUCAGCUGUGGCUGAGAAACAAAAGUAUGAACUUUUUGUGGAAUUGCUAAACUUAGUUGCUACAAGAUGAGCAAUUAAUCUACCUAAAUAUUGGUGAGAUCCUAUUAAAUUCUAUGGUUCUCUGUUCCCUCCUGGAAUAUGUAGUGAUCCAACAAUUAGACAGUAAAGAUAAUUAGUGUACUAGAGUUUCUUUUUAAUGUUUACAUCCUUAGGCCAAAAUUUUCAUCCCCUAGAAUGCAAACUUCCAUGGAAUAGCAUUUUUCAUGCAAUGUGCCUUCAUUUGUUAUACAGAGAAGCAUUUCAAUUCUCAUUGGAUUCUUUUACAUAGUCUUUUGCUAAGUUGAAGAUUUACUCAACAGACAAACUCCCCUUCAAAGUGUUUACCGUAGGAUGUACAUCAAGAACUGGCUCAACUAUUGGCUUUUAGGCUUUGCAAAUGUCUAUUCUAUGUGCUCCUCUGCUCUCCAUCUAUAUUCUAUGGGAUGGAGUUGAGAACUUGGAUAAUGACACUUUUAAGUUGGGAGGAUUGAGCCUUCACUCUUCUAGAGAGUAGGGGCUUUAUGUAUGUGGUUUAAGCACCCAACCCUUGACUAGAGGGUGUUGAUAUGAUUUCUUGGUGACAAGUCCAUCUGCAUACUUCCAUUCUUAUAAUUUAGAUGCUAUAUCGCUAUCUCAUCUAUCGACUACUUUUUUGCCAUGUAGCAUGUUUCAAUGAAGGGGCCACCUACAAAGCUGCACAAGGGAACACCAUGUCGGUUCUUUAUAGUAUGAUAUGAAGCAGAUGGUGAUGGAACUUGCAGAGCAGUGGGCAAAGGAUUCCUUUUACUAAAGCUGAAACCAAAGGCAAGUAUAUAUGGUGAUGAAGCAGUAGUUCCCUUGAGCCUCCAUUUACUGAGAGCAGAGAUUUUUUGGCUGUUGGUUUUGCUUUUCGGUCAAUCUUGUUUGUUAAAUUCAACUAUGGCCAGGAUUACUAUCUCGGUGUUUGAACGUGUCUGGUGAAGGAAUUCAACAAGAUGCAGUUGACAAGAUUGAUAGAGCUUCCUUCUUUGUUAACAUGAUCUAGUGCAACCUCCCUUUCUGUUGCUUUUGCUCUUUGUGAUGAAUCAAAGUCUUCUACUAUUUUGCACUAUAUGGAUUGCAUGAGUUGUUCAUUUUCAUAGAUUUUAGCUGGCUUUCCAAGCCAGGGCUGUGUUCUUGGAGCUUGGAAGUUAAAGAUGAGGGUGUGUUUUUGGUUGUGAAAUCAUAAUUUUUGUUCUUCUAUGGUAUAGAAAUGUACGGUGGUUGACUUUUAA
Molecule: messenger RNA, 6176 nt
Organism: Vitis vinifera (wine grape)
Lineage: Eukaryota; Viridiplantae; Streptophyta; Magnoliopsida; Vitales; Vitaceae
Product: pentatricopeptide repeat-containing protein At2g13600
Exons: 6
Coding region: 508-2271 (587 amino acids)
Biological process (GO): RNA modification
Molecular function (GO): RNA binding; protein binding
Source: RefSeq, a predicted model, not a curated record